AUGCCCCCAGACACGGCCGGGGAGGACACUCCGCUUGAUUGGGGUAAGCAUGAGGGCGAAAUCAUGGACCUGUUGGUGGGCGGCAACGGCAGAACGCUGAAGCAGGUGAUGGAACAUAUGAGGACAAAAUACAAUUUUAAUCCAAGUGAGAGUCAAUACAAGCGUCACUUCAGCAGUCUCAAGAAGAAUGUGACAGGUGAAGAGUGGCUGUAUAUUGAGCAGCAAUCCAGUGUUGCUGAAAUCUCCUCCCAGCUUCAGCAACUGGUUCCGGAACGACAUGAGGGAGAUCUCCUGCAACAACUGGGAUGGAUUCUGGAUUCCUCCCUGCCAGUUUCCGAAACACUCCCGUCACUUUUUGCCCUGGCCGCUUUCUUCGCAUCCAACAACCUCCUGCAUAGCAGUCGAAUAGACGCCUUUCUCAAAUGGAUCGUCGACCAUGAAUACACAGAUUUACUGGAAGGAUUCAUGAAGAUCCAGACUCCUACGAUUCACUCUUUCGCUAAGGUCGUCGCGGAGUCGGCUAUUCGAAUCAAGAAUUUCCAGGUGCUCGAAGCACUCCACAAGUACGGCGUCAAACUCGAUACCAUGCUGUACGAGAUAGCCUCCAUCGGUGCCGCUAGCCUCACUCGACGAAUUCUAUCCAACGCAGACCCGGUGCGCUUGAGAAACACGGAGUUGGGAGCGAAGCUCCUUAACUCUUUUGUUUCCGAUCAACAGUAUGAUCUCGCGCGAUCCCUUUUAACGGUCGGGGUCUCUGUGGAUGCGUCCUCCAACACCUGGAACCAGUAUCCUGAAACUGCGCUCUACGAAGCGGUGGUGAGAAAGGACAUUGCAGGGGUCAAGUUUCUUCUCGAGGCGGGCGCGUCCGUGAACUUGUACUAUCGUCUCAUGAGGCAUACCACCUCUUUCUUCGGAUCGCCUCACACUGUACUCGGACGCGCUGUCGAUCUAGGACAUGAAGAAAUGGUUGUUCUCCUUCUGGAGUACGAAGCCGACAUGUUCUUGGAGUUUGGCACGAUGCCUCUGCUGAAAUGGGCUGCAUUGCAUUGCCGGAGCAUGUUUGAGAUCUUGAAGGAAAAGGCGGAGCCGGGAUCGAUAGGGCCCUUGCUUGGGGAUGUGGUGGACGCCGCGAACCAUGGCAGUCAUGCUCUUGCAGUCUACAUCACUGAUAGACAGGAAGGAGCGACGCCAUGCCUCCUGGAGGAAGCUCUCGAGGAAUGCAUCCUUGGCAACCACUUGAUGGCGGCAACCGCACUGCUCGAACAUGGGGUUAAUCCAAACGGCCCAACCCGCUGGGCUCGCCCACUCGCGAUGGCCUUGGACAUAUACCGAAUCGACCAUGGGUUUGUUGAGCUACUUCUCGAAUAUGACGCAGAUGUUACAUAUCCCGGCCUCCUUGAGAAACUUGCUGGGAUCGGAAGACCAGACCUUUUGAAGAGGGUUCUCACGCACCCGGUUGAUUUGAAGGAAAGAAUGAAAGCGCUGGUUGCUGCAUGUUCUGGAACUAUUGCCUCAGUAGCCACGAUCCUAGAUUCUGGUGUGGACAUCAACACGCCCUUGCUGCGUCAGAAGAACCCACUUCAAACAGCUGCCAGUCAGGGAGAUCUGAACUUAGUUCUAUUUCUAAUCCAGAGAGGAUCAAACGUCAACGCGCCAGCUGAUCCAUACGAUGGGCGAACCGCGUUACAAGAAGCACUCCAGACCAGAAAUCCCGUCGACUUGGCCAAGAUGUUGCUGCAUCAUGGGGCUGAUGCCUCCGCCCCCCCCGCAAUGUUAGGUGGCUUGACGGCCCUCGAGGCGUUUUGCCACAAUACCAACGCUGCGGGCAGUCCAGAAUUUUGCGAAACUCUUUUGGCCGCCGGUGCUACCGUCAACCGCCCUUGCGGCAAGCCAAGCUCGGUACUUCACGGAGUUAUCAAGAGAGGAUGGCACGAAGUCUUAAGGCACUUCCUUGAGCCACCACACAACGGAAUCAUCGAUUACAUGUGGUGCGAACCGGUAUCAGAUAUUAUUGAUUACCCGUCGCCAUACACACCGACCCAACUAGCAGCCUCUCUUGGGGACCUGACAGCGCUAAAAAUCCUCUUGGACCACGGAGCCGAUGUCAACGAAGCCCCGGCACGCCGGCUUGGGCGUACUGCUUUCCAAGCGGCUUCGUUGCUGCCGCCCGGAGCAGCAAAGACCGCGGUCAUCGAAUUUCUUCUCGAGCGCAACGCCAACACCAACGCGAAUGCGGCGUUUCGACGUGGGAUCACAGCACUUCGAGGUGCUGCCAUAGCGGGAGAUUUCAUGCUUGCCAAACUGUUGAUAACCCGCGGCGCGAAAGUCAACGCAAUACCUGAGCCCACGCACGGCCUGACCACAAUCGAGGCGGCGGCUAAACAUGGCCGCCUGGAUAUGGUCCAACUGCUGCUCAAUGCUGGGGCGGUAGGCGACGUCAGGCGGGGGCGGCGGGGCUUCAAACCCGCAAUCCAGUUGGCAGAGAAAAACGGCCACUAUGCCGUGGCCAAGCUUUUGAAGAUGCAAGAUGGAACAGGCUCACAAUAG
Messenger RNA from Dichotomopilus funicola, 2547 nucleotides. Its product is annotated as ankyrin repeat-containing domain protein. The coding region runs from base 1 to 2547 and encodes 848 amino acids. The record is from RefSeq and is a predicted model, not a curated record. Gene Ontology annotation, molecular function: protein binding. The transcript has 3 exons. Lineage: Eukaryota; Fungi; Ascomycota; Sordariomycetes; Sordariales; Chaetomiaceae.